Messenger RNA from Sitophilus oryzae (rice weevil), 1159 nucleotides. RefSeq names its product spidroin-2-like. The transcript is spliced from 5 exons. NCBI's taxonomy places the organism in Eukaryota, Metazoa, Arthropoda, Insecta, Coleoptera, Curculionidae. Bases 86 to 1123 code for a protein of 345 amino acids. The record is from RefSeq and is a predicted model, not a curated record.
UAUAAAUAAAGUAUAUAAAUCAGGGUUAGUAAUAAAACAGUUAGUUUUCUAGUGCACUUGUAGGUGAUACAGGAACUGCAUUACCAUGAAAAUUGUGGUAUUUAUCAGUCUUUGCACACUGGCAAUAGCCUUUGCUAAACCUGGUGGCUAUAAAUAUGGUGGUGGUAUUGCUACCGGUGCCAUAGCAACUCCAGGCAUUUCAACAGGAGCCGUACUAGCUCCAGCAAUUGAAACAGGAGCUAUAUAUGCUGCUCCUCAAGAUACUGGAACUAUCGCAGCCGCUCCUGUAGCCGCCGGAACAAUCGCUACUGCUCCUGCCGCUGCUGGAACCAUCGCUACCGCACCUGUAGCUGCCGGAAGCAUUGCUACAGCUCCUGUAGUUGCGGGAAGCAUUGCUACAGCUCCUGUAGCUGCCGGAAGCAUUGCUACAGCUCCUAUAGCUGCAGGAACCAUUGCCACCGCACCAAUCGCUGCUGGAAGCAUUGCAACUGCUCCUAUUGCUGCCGGCUCAAUAUAUGCUGCUCCAGUUGCAGCUGGAACCAUUGCUACAGCACCUGUAGCAGCUGGUAGCAUUGCCGCAGGUCCCGUUGCCUCAGGUAUCAUAACAACUGGUGGUGGAUCUCCUGGAUAUGUAGCUGCCGGUCCUGAAGCCCCUGGAUAUGUAGCUGUAGGUCCAGAGUCUCCAGGAUAUGUAGCUGUAGGUCCAGAGUCCCCUGGAUAUGUAGCUGUAGGCCUUGAAUCUCCCGGAUAUGUAGCUGUAGGCCCUGAAUCUCCUGGAUAUGUAGCUGUGGCACCAGAAGCACCGGGAUAUGUAGCCGUAGCUCCGGAAGCACCCGGUUAUGUAGCUGUUGGUCUUGAAUCCCCAGGAUACGUAGCUGAGAGUUUACCUGCUCCUGGAUACGUUGCUGCUGCUCUACCAGUUGCUGCUCCUGUUAUUGCUCCAGCUGUACCUGCUCUUAGUGCUGGUGUUGUUACUGCUGGUGGUGGUACUAUUGGCGUCAGUGGUUACGGGGCAGUUGUUAAGGGACCACCAACCAUUCCAAUUGCUGUCGCUGGACCAGCUGGUGCUGUCAAAGCCGAAGGACUUUAUGGACCAGGACCUAUUAAAGCUUAUAAAUACUAGUUCCAAUUUUAUUAUGAAUAAAUUAUGUUAUUUAAA